Molecule: messenger RNA, 1323 nt
Organism: Penicillium concentricum
Lineage: Eukaryota; Fungi; Ascomycota; Eurotiomycetes; Eurotiales; Aspergillaceae
Exons: 1
Coding region: 1-1323 (440 amino acids)
Source: RefSeq, a predicted model, not a curated record
AUGCCGACUAAACGAGGGCAGGUCUGGUGCAGUCGAGGCUUGCCUCAGCGACGAAAAGGCCUUCCAGAGAAUCCUUUCAUGGUAUCCGCGGUCUUUGAAGACCUGCGGAACCGAUGGAGCAAGGAAGAGAUCCGGAAAGAGGUUGACGAUGAUAUCAGCUGCCUUGCCGAUACUGAUUACCCCUGGGCUGAGAUCACCGUCAUGGUACCGGGAGAAGCAGAUGUCGAGUGUGCCAGUGUGGCAAAACUUACCGGCUGUGCAGUGUUGACAGAUGAUUCGGAUCUCCUACUUCACGAUCUUGGCCAGCAUGGCGCGGUCUUGUUUUUAGACUCAGUGCAAACGUCCUCGGGCGUCUGGGAUCCAGCCGAACCCGAUAUUCGCGGGCUGAGAAUCUGUCCCCAUUCGCUUUCUGGUCGAUUGGGCAUCCCAAGCGUUCAGUGGUUUGCUUACGAGUUGCAAAGGAAUGUUCACAUGCGUUUUGCUGAACUUACCCGGAUAUCUCAGGAGAGCAGUAAGGCGACUGAGCUCUCCUCUGAAUAUCUGGAGUUUCUUCGAGAAUACCAACACGAGACCACAGAUAAUGAGGUGAUACGUGGAGCAAGGCAGUCAUUACAGCCGUUGGAUCCGAGGGUAUCGGAGUUAUUUUGGCAGUAUGAACUUCCUGGUAUCUACUGCUUGGACGAACAGCCGCACGUCUAUCUCGGCAUUCUGAACGAAGACUCUUCCAGGCGAUGUGCCUGGGAACAAGGUCGAACAUAUAGGUCCCUUGGGUACUCGUUCUUCAACAAUUCCCGUCCUGUUGCCAAUCGCUUCGCGGCUGUACAUGAAUUUGUCCGCAGAGGCGGAAGGAUCGUGGCCGAGGAGAUCACUUUAAGCGGAACAAAUACCGUGACCUCUGACCUGGAUCUCGUCCGGAAACGUCUUGCCACAGCACAUGCUGCCUUUGACGGCGGUCUGGCAGCGGAGAGCUUCUGGUAUUUGUUUGCUCUUUCCGAUAUCUAUCGUGAUGGAGCCGGCACAACCACAGUUCCGAGUGCGAAGCAAUUGGAGAGCUUUCUUACAAAGGGAUAUAUGGUACAGAGUACCAAAUGGACAGACAUUCACCUCCUUGCUCAAAUGCAGGCUGGACUGUACUCUUUACGAAUACUGAAGCAACUUCUCGAUAUCGCUGCUCCUGGUGAUAAAUUGGUUGAAUCCAGCUCACUACUCGCGGAUUUACCUCCACUACACAUAAUGAUGUCGCGACAGAGAAUGACCCAGAGCUUCGUCAACACUCGUCUUGUCCGGCAUGCGGUUCGUCAAAUGAUAGAAACAUAUGGUUAA